UCGACGCCGCUCCCUCCAAAUUUCUGUUUAAUUAUUUUCUCUAUCAACUUCUAAUCUCUCCGAACCAGACAGCCAUGGACGUCCAAGCCUCAUCCAAGGGUGGCCGAGGCAGAACCAAGUCUUCCAAGUCCGUCUCAAGGUCUCAGAAAGCCGGUCUGCAGUUCCCCGUGGGCCGAGUCGCCCGGUACCUGAAAGUCGGUCGGUACGCUCAGAGGGUCGGCUCCGGUUCGCCUGUCUACCUUUCCGCGGUUCUCGAAUACCUCGCUGCUGAGGUUUUGGAGCUCGCUGGGAACGCUGCGAGGGACAAUAAGAAGACCAGGAUUGUUCCGAGGCACAUACAGCUAGCAGUGAGGAAUGAUGACGAGUUUAGCAAGCUUUUGGGGUCGGUUACGAUUGCAAAUGGUGGAGUUUUGCCGAACAUUCAUCAGAAUCUGUUGCCGAAGAAGAAUGGGAAGGGGAAGGGCGAGAUUGGAUCCGCAUCUCAGGAGUUUUAGGGGUUUUGCGUUAGGUUUUCUGGCAAGAUAGGCAGCAGGGAUAGGGGUUUUCUGAUCUUGUUCGUUUGUGUUGAAUCAUGGCGUUAAUAGUAUACGAUGAAGUUGGGUUUUGACACGUAAAUCUUCGCAUUUUGGAAACAUCUAGAUUUCCUUUCAGAUCAUAACACCCCUGUUUUGAGUUCUGUAAUGGGUUUCCUCUGAGCUCUUUUAAUGGAUCAUGGAUUUUUUUUUCCCUCUGCAAA
Malania oleifera is the source of this 736-nucleotide messenger RNA. Its product is annotated as histone H2AX-like. Gene Ontology annotation, cellular component: nucleosome. NCBI's taxonomy places the organism in Eukaryota, Viridiplantae, Streptophyta, Magnoliopsida, Santalales, Ximeniaceae. Gene Ontology annotation, molecular function: DNA binding; structural constituent of chromatin; protein heterodimerization activity. Bases 75 to 494 code for a protein of 139 amino acids. The record is from RefSeq and is a predicted model, not a curated record. The transcript is spliced from 2 exons.